Messenger RNA from Callorhinchus milii (elephant shark), 3085 nucleotides. RefSeq names its product adiponectin receptor protein 2. The coding region runs from base 182 to 1249 and encodes 355 amino acids. Gene Ontology annotation, biological process: adiponectin-activated signaling pathway. NCBI's taxonomy places the organism in Eukaryota, Metazoa, Chordata, Chondrichthyes, Chimaeriformes, Callorhinchidae. The transcript has 8 exons. The record is from RefSeq and is a predicted model, not a curated record. Gene Ontology annotation, molecular function: signaling receptor activity. Gene Ontology annotation, cellular component: plasma membrane.
GGAAAUCGAAUGCGGGUCUCUCGCUUGUGAGGUAUUUGAAAACCCAACUGUGUUUUCUAAAUCGUAGAACAUUUACUUUUAAAGAAGAGCCUAUAUCGGUAACAAACUGGAAGGUCUACGGUUAGAUGAGAGCCUUAUCUCAGGCUUAAGGAAUCGGAGGGAAAAAGGAGUAAGAAAACAGAUGUCUUCCCCAGAAAUAGAGUGCAAAGCUCCAAGCUCAGAGUUGGAUGAACUUGACCCACUUCUGAGCGACUGUUCAGAAUUGCUGGAUAAUAAGUCUGCAUCUGAUGAAACUGUUGAAGAAGAAGGAUUCAUGGGCAUUGCUCCACUAUUACAAGCCCAUCAUGCCAUGGAAAAGAUGGAAGAGUUUGUCCACAAGGUGUGGGAGGGCCGGUGGCGUGUCAUUCCCCAUGAUGUGCUUCCUGACUGGCUGAAGGACAAUGACUACCUCCUGCAUGGUCACAGGCCACCUAUGCCAUCUUUUCGCGCCUGCUUGAGAAGUAUAUUUAGGAUCCACACAGAAACUCUGAACAUUUGGACACAUCUCUUAGGUUGUCUUUUCUUCCUUGGUCUUGGAAUUUUCUACAUGUUUAGGCCGAACAUUUCCUUUGUGGCCCCUGUGCAGGAAAAAGUUGUAUUUGGGAUGUUCUUCUUGGGCGCCAUUCUUUGCCUAAGUUUCUCUUGGUUGUUUCAUACGUUCUACUGCCAUUCAGAAAAUGUUUCACGUGUAUUUUCCAAAUUGGACUAUUCUGGUAUCGCACUUCUGAUAAUGGGCAGCUUUGUGCCAUGGUUGUAUUACUCAUUCUACUGUAACCCACAGCCUUGUUUCAUCUAUUUGAUCGUUGUCUGUAUUCUUGGCAUCACAGCAAUUAUAGUCUCCCAGUGGGACUAUUUUGCAACACCACAAUACAGAGGUGUACGAGCUGGAGUGUUUGUAGGAUUGGGGCUGAGUGGAGUUGUGCCUACUCUGCACUUCAUGAUAUCCGAAGGAUUUUUCAGAGCUGCUACAAUUGGACAGAUAGGCUGGUUGUUCUUAAUGGCAGCGCUGUAUAUCACAGGAGCUGCCUUAUAUGCUGCCCGUAUCCCUGAACGAUUCUUUCCUGGAAAGUGUGACAUUUGGUUCCAUUCCCAUCAGCUUUUCCAUGUGCUGGUCGUGGCAGGUGCAUUUGUCCACCUUCAUGGAGUCUCAAACCUUCAGGAGUUCCGUCGAGGUAUAGGUGGUGGAUGCACUGAUAAUGACUUGCUAUGAAACUCUAAUUGCGUUUAUGGUGGAACGUCGUCAUUGAAAUCAGUGACAGAAAAAUUCUGAAAGACCUGUGCUGAUCAAAAGUCUUACCUCAGUUAUAUUUGAGUGAAUCAGUUCCUAUAUUAGGCGUUUCACGACUAAUGAUCAAUUUUUUCAUUACAUGCCUGUCUUGGAUGUUACGGUAAUAACUAGCCAGGCAUAGAAACCAAUAGUAACCAGAGAAGUGUGAGUAACUGGACAUGUGAAUAACUAGUGCGACUUCCUGAGGAGUACAGCACUGCAACGCAUCAGAAAUGUUGUUUUCAACAGCGAUCUGGGUGUUCGGAGGAAGGAAUCCCUGUAUAGUAGAGAAAACCCAUCUGCUGCAAAAGGAAGUCAGCUGGUAACUGGUUACCAAUGUGAUCGUCUAACUAGUCGUGAAACACCAAUGAAAAUAUGUAAAUUAUAAAUUAUAUGCUAGUAUGUAAUUUACAUAAUUGCUGAAUCUGAAACAAAGUUCUGCUUUAUUGAAAUGCCAUAUUUAUUUCUAGGGAAGAUAUAAAAAUGGAGGAAGAACUUGAAAGAGUUAAUACUUCUGAGCAGGGUCUGACUGCUAACAAAAAUGAUUCUUGUAAAUAAGAUUUCUAACUUUCAGUUAAUUAGAAAAUUUAUAUUGUAAGAACUUUUUGUACAGAAAAGCAUUUGCAAGAGUACCACACACUGUUAACUUACAUUGCACAAAUGUUAGUAGACAUCACUUCAGGUAGUAGAGAUAUGCUAGUACAAGAAGCAAUGCAAACAAGCCUUUCUUGUGUUGGCUUACCCAGUACGUAUCCUGUCAGGCCUAAUAAUUUUAUUGUUUCUAUUCUGCCGUAUGCUACGCUUAUGGAUAGCAGUGAUUGGGAAAUCAACUGGAAGGCAGAGUGUCCAAAUUUUUGUUGAUCCUGUAUCAAUUUCACCUUCUAAGGAAUCAUAUGCAUAUAUAUGUAUAAUAUGUUCUACGUACAUAUUCAUUCAUAUAUAACAGUAAUUUAUUUUUACUCUUCUGUGUAGUGCAUGGAAGUAAUGUCCUAUAUUUGUUUGUCAUUUUGUGAAUGGUCAGUGUAAUGUGAUAACUGGACACAGAUGCAGUUUGCUAUUACGUUUGGUUGGAACUGGAGAUGAUUCACUUUUAAUCCUGUCUUCAGUUUAUUUUAUCACAUUAAAAGGAUGUUCCAGCAAACCUAGAGCUAGGAAAUAGGAAAGCCAGUUUAUAUUUGUUUUAAUGGACUACAACACAGAAUUGCCCCUUUCCCAUGAGUGCAAUCACAAUGAUUUAUGUAUUUUGACCAUAGCACCUUACCACUGUCAUUGGGAAUUGGGCAAAGUGUGUCACUUCAGGAUGCAAAAUGAGUUUUAAAACAAGUCCUGAUAUUUGUUUGCUGUAACAUUUAUAUUUUAAAUAUGUUCACCUUAAACUUUUAACUCAUUCGCAUAUACUGGAACAAUGAUUUUUUUUAGGAUAACAGACCUGCAGUUCGAAACAGACCUGCUGUGAAAAAUGUUUCUCUAUGGCAAAUGACAGUGGAGUGACCCAGUCCUAUAAAGUGGUGCUUGCUUCUGUACCAGAUGAUCAUGGGCCCCCUUAUCUUCUUUCUUUCACCCUUUCAAAUUAGACAUUAGCAUGUCAAGUUGAGAUGAAUUUUGACUGUACCACUGAGUGCUUUUGAGGGUUGGGGGGAUGGAGAAGGGAAGUGUAAAAGUUGAAGGCAGGUUGCAUCUUGUUACCAAAUACCUCCUGUUGAUCAGGCAGUUUUGAGGAAUCCAAUAAUUCCAUCAUCCUGUGAAAGGUUAAUUCAUGAAUGCAGUGGAGUUCCCAAG